AUGAACUUAAGCAUAAACCAAUCAGGAAGUUCUCAAAAUUGCUGCACAGUUUAUGUUGGAGGGCUUGCUACUAUAGCGACUCCUGCGUCUAUAAGAAAAUAUUUCUCAAAAUGCGGAAAAGUAAAAAAAGUGAGGAUGGCUUAUAAUCCUAGAGGCGAAAAAGCUGGGUUUGCUUAUGUUGAUUUUGCUGAUUCAAGAGGUGUUGAAACUGCUUUAAAGAUUAGAUAUCCAAGCAUAGAAGGGCGCGAAAUCAAAAUAAGUUUAGUCACUGGAUAA
Messenger RNA from Blepharisma stoltei, 276 nucleotides. The record is from the annotation of a GenBank genome assembly. Lineage: Eukaryota; Ciliophora; Heterotrichea; Heterotrichida; Blepharismidae.